AUGGUUCUCAUGCGCCACGAGAUCAAACCCGACUUCAAACAUCCCAUCGACCCUCUACCUUCAUCUCAUGAGUCGCAAUCAAGUCGCGAUCCCUCACCACCACCCUACACCCCGAGCGCCUCAUCCUCAGGAUCACGAUACGCACCCUCACUAGCAUCCGUCCCACCGCCUUCUCAUCACCAGAGAACAGAAACAGAAGGUCCAAUCCCACUUUCCACUUCGCCUCGUACAGAACUUCCUUCGAUAAGCUCAAAAAAACCAUUAAGCCUUGUCGGACCGCUCACAGUCCGCGGAUCUAUCGAAUGCUCGUCUACCGUCACGUUAUCAGACGAUGUAGAAGUGACAUCCAGCGUCCAAUCUGGCGGCCCUUUGAAGUUAAUCAACGGUAUUAAUAUCCUCGGAGGAGUUGAAGGACGAGCGGACGUUGAUUUGAGUGAUUCCGUUACGAUCGGAGGGGGUGUUGAGGCACGUGCGAAUGUGAGAAUCAAAGGUGGAGCUAAAGGCGUAAGAAUUGGAGGGGGUUUAGAUGCGCGAGCUGUUGUUGAUAUUGACAGUGGUAGCGGAAGCGUGGUGGUAGGUGGAGAGAUUGAUGGGAGGUCAAACGUGAAUUUGAGAGGGAGAAUUGACGUUUUGGGGGAUGUGAGUGCGCGUGGUGGCGUUGUGCUUGACGGAUCGGUGUUUGUUAAGGGAUGUGUGGAUAGUAGAGGGGGUAUUGAGAUUAAGAGUCGAGGCGAGUACAGAUUGCAGGUUCAAGGCAAAGUAGAUGCACACGGGAGUAUUUCGUUAGAUGGGUUGAUCGACGUCGAUCGGUUCGUGAGUGCAAAAGGAAAUGUGAAGAUUGAUGGUGAGGUGAGGAUUAGAGAAAGUGUCGAAGCGAGAGGAAAUGCGGAUGUCUAUGGGAAUGUGGAGACUGGCGACUUCAGUACUCGUGGAAAUCUAACGGUCAGAGGAAAGCUGCAUGUGAGAGGUGACUUGGAAGUUAGAGGUCAAGUCAAUGUGAUUGGAAGCGGGGAUUUGAUUGUGGAUGGGAGAUACAAGACUAAAGGCAGAUGA
Glarea lozoyensis ATCC 20868 is the source of this 1053-nucleotide messenger RNA. RefSeq lists its product as uncharacterized. The coding region runs from base 1 to 1053 and encodes 350 amino acids. The transcript has 2 exons. The record is from RefSeq and is a predicted model, not a curated record. NCBI's taxonomy places the organism in Eukaryota, Fungi, Ascomycota, Leotiomycetes, Helotiales, Helotiaceae.